This is a messenger RNA of Hyposmocoma kahamanoa, 2085 nucleotides long. It is a transcript of the gene Dap160, whose product is annotated as intersectin-1-like. The transcript is spliced from 14 exons. The coding region runs from base 1 to 1536 and encodes 511 amino acids. The record is from RefSeq and is a predicted model, not a curated record. Lineage: Eukaryota; Metazoa; Arthropoda; Insecta; Lepidoptera; Cosmopterigidae. Gene Ontology annotation, molecular function: protein binding.
AUGGUUGAACGGAGUAUGGUGGAAGCAGCACGAGCUAUAGUCGAAAACAAACAAGCCGAUCUCGACAGCAACAAGUCUCAACUGUCAGAAUUGACAGCUAAAGUGUCCGAACUGGGCGAGAAGUGUCAAAAAGUCUGGCAGCUUUACGAACAGAGACGGCAGGAGUACUUGGAGAAGAAGAGCACAGCACCUGCUGCUGCUGCUUGGGGUGCUCCAGAAGCUGACUGGGGCACGUCGGACGACGCCUGGGGCGACAGCGGCGCCGCAGAUGAGGCCUGGAACGACGCCGCCGCCACCACCGCGACCGAAGAAGUGGCCCCAGCUGCGGCCCCAACAACGGAGCAAGCAGUGGCCACUGGCGGUCCCAAAUGGCGCUGCGUGUACGAGUUCACAGCUAGGACUGUUGACGAGCUCAGCUUGCAACCUGGAGAUCUGGUAAGCGAGGCGACGGCGCCGCGUGGAGACGCCGAGCCGGGAUGGAGAUGGGGUUCAGCCAGAGGUGAAUCUGGAUGGUUCCCCGAGUCCUACGUGGAAGACAUUAACGCGGCCUCAGCGUAUGCCGCCGAAGUCGUCGAACCAAUGGAAACCAAGACUCAGCUUGAAGGUAUAGCAGAAGUACCUGAAGCUGAGAUUACUGCAGAUCUCGGAGGGGCUAUGCCUGCAGUUGAAGGUGGUGACUUCUACAUAGCAGCGUAUCCAUAUCAAUCCGCUGAGCCAGGAGACUUGAUCUUCGACGCCGGAGAGAGAAUCGAGGUCAUCAGACGCGAUGGGGAUUGGUGGUGUGGACGGAUUGGUAUCAGGACGGGAAUCUUCCCCUCGAACUAUGUUACCAAAGAUACAAUCACCUCAACAACCGCCAACGAGCCCAUAGCAACAAUACCAGAAGCCGUUGAACCCACACCUGAACCUUCGCCAGUGAUCCAACCCACACCGAUACAAGCAACAUCGCCACCUGCACAGGAACAAAAAUCUUCUACCCCAGUGUCAUCAGAAGUAGCGGCAAUAACGGAGAACGCAUCAUCGUCGGCGGCAAACACGCGACCAGCGUCCGUCACACGUCGCGAUUCCGGUCGCGACUCCGUCACAGGUCGCAGGAAGAACGAAAUUGCACAGGCUAUCGCUAGUUACACCGCCUCUAGUGCUGAGCAACUUACGCUACAAAAAGGUCAACUUCUAGUGAUACGUAAGAAAUCAGACAGCGGAUGGUGGGAAGGUGAACUCCAGGCUAAGGGUCGCAACAGACAGGUCGGAUGGUUCCCUGCCAGCUACGUAAAGGUGCUGCAGUCGUCUGGACGCACCUCUGGCCGAACAACACCUGUACUGUCCAAGAUGGACACUCUACCAGCGGAAACCGUCAUUGACAAGGUGAUAGCGUUGUACCCUUACACUGCUCAAAACGCUGAUGAAUUAAGUUUCGAGAAGGAUGACAUCAUUGCUGUCACUGACAGGAGCCAGGACCCUGCCUGGUGGCAAGGUGAACUCCGAGGCAUGACUGGCCUGUUUCCCAGCAAUUACGUCACGAAAUUAGUCAACUAGCUUAACUAAUAACAUCCUUUCAUAUUAGUAAGUAGGUGAUUAAAAAUAUCUUUAACUGAAAAUAUAUCUAUGUGCAUGGACCGAAUAAUUGAGGUGGAGUGCUAAUUGCGAUACAAGAAGGCUUAGUCGGGUAUUUUGUUGCAUCGUCGCGACAUCUGGUGUACCGACAAGUAUCAAACGGUUAUUUGUAUGAAUUAAGGGACCACUCGUCAUUUUUAUUAAUACGCCAUUUUCGUCAACCGGUCAAUUUUCAAACUCGUCAAUGAUGUGAAAAUAUUUAAGUCGCCAUUAUAACUGCAAUUUGUCAAAGCUACUCUAAUUUCUAGUGAUAGCAAACAAAACAACUAGAUGGCGCUUAUGGAUUUUAAUGAAUUGUGCUGCCUAUUUUAUUUUGUUUAAGAUUAGCGCCAUCUUUCCAUAUUUCAAAGCGUUACUUUAUAAAUAAGUUUGUAACACACUAUGCCAUCUAUUGACACGCAUAUCAAUCAUAUCAAUAUUUAAAUUUAACUGCCUCCGUGGCCGAACGGCUACCACGCCACGCAGAGGUCC